AUGUUUUGGUUUUUGCUGCCAUUACUACUGCUUGGAGCCACGAUGGCUCAGUUGGAGCAGGCUCAGAAACAACCCCAGCAACAAGCGCAGCAGCAGCAACAGUUGAAACCCUUGGAAAAACCCGUUCAGCUGGAAAACCCAGCGUACGAUCCGUCUCUGUACCAGAAGUUCCUGCCUCAGGAUGCCGUCCAGCAGUACGUCCACGCGUACACCGGUCAUCCUUAUCCUGCAACGGCUGGUUACUACCCCGGUGGGUCACCCUUCGAUACGGGCACCGCUUUUGCCGCUAUUCCGACCGGAGGCUUCGAAGGUUUCUUGAUUCCAGCCUCUCCAACUGAUCAAGAUUCACCGUCACUGUUCACCUCGAUGCGUACACUGCUUCCAAGUGCGCGAUCGUUGGUCACAUUUGUCGGUCGCCUGGUGUCUGUGUUGGUUGGAUCUGUUGGAGUGCUACUGUUUGGGACCAUUCUCACCUCACUGACGUGCUUCUUUACGCCGUUCUGCACACUGUCUUUCCGGAAUGCGAAGUUCCUCACCGGUGCUCAGGAUGCUGCGCAGGAGAUCGCCCAGACGGUUGGUGAGCAAGUGACUGCUGAUCGAGUAAAGCGGGCGGCCGAGUUCCUGUACACCGCGAUUGACCGGUUCCAGCGGCUCAAUGACGUCGUUAAAGAGGCCACCCAAAGGAAGGCAACUGCGCGACCGAGCUGA
This is a messenger RNA of Anopheles nili, 708 nucleotides long. RefSeq lists its product as uncharacterized. NCBI's taxonomy places the organism in Eukaryota, Metazoa, Arthropoda, Insecta, Diptera, Culicidae. The coding region runs from base 1 to 708 and encodes 235 amino acids. The record is from RefSeq and is a predicted model, not a curated record. The transcript has a single exon.